AUGAUUACCACAAUUAUAACACAAAUUAUUAACCCAUUAUUAUACAUCAUCCCCGUCUUACUAGCAGUUGCUUUCUUAACCCUUCUAGAACGAAAAGUACUAGGCUAUAUACAACACCGAAAAGGACCCAAUAUCGUAGGACCUUUUGGCUUACUACAACCAAUCGCAGAUGGAGUAAAACUAUUUAUUAAAGAACCAGUAAAACCAUCUACAUCUUCACCAAUCUUAUUUUUAGCUACCCCUAUAUUAGCACUCACACUUGCCCUUAUAUUAUGAGCCCCACUACCAAUACCCUAUCCUGUAAUUAAUGUUAAUUUGGGAAUACUCUUUAUCUUAGCAUUAUCAAGUCUAGCAGUUUACUCAAUCCUAGGAUCAGGAUGAGCAUCCAAUUCAAAAUAUGCAUUAAUCGGAGCAUUACGAGCCGUAGCACAAACCAUUUCAUAUGAGGUAAGCUUAGGAUUAAUCCUACUAGCACUAAUUAUCUUCACUGGUAAUUUUACACUACAAUCAUUUGGUGUCACACAAGAAAGCCUAUGAUUAAUCAUCCCAGCAUGACCUUUAGCAGCAAUAUGAUAUAUCUCCACACUAGCUGAAACAAACCGAGCACCAUUUGAUCUAACAGAAGGAGAAUCAGAACUUGUUUCGGGUUUUAAUGUUGAAUAUGCAGGAGGACCUUUCGCACUAUUCUUCCUUGCAGAAUACGCCAAUAUCUUACUUAUAAAUACCCUAUCAACUAUCCUUUUUCUAGGGACAUAUCAUAUCCCCUCAAUACCAGAACUAAUAACAGCAAACCUCAUACUAAAAGCAACCAUGUUAUCAGUAUUAUUUUUAUGAGUUCGAGCCUCCUACCCACGAUUUCGAUAUGAUCAACUAAUACACCUUAUUUGAAAAAAUUUCCUACCUUUAACCCUAGCUUUAAUUAUUUGACAUUUAUCAACACCUCUAGCAUUAGCCGGACUCCCACCACAUAUAUAA
This is a messenger RNA of Hippocampus comes (tiger tail seahorse), 975 nucleotides long. The record is from the annotation of a RefSeq genome assembly. NCBI's taxonomy places the organism in Eukaryota, Metazoa, Chordata, Actinopteri, Syngnathiformes, Syngnathidae.